CCGAUUCGGAAGGAGACAACGGAUCAGUUCCUGCGCAAGGGCACGGGGUAUGGUGGGCUCGCAGAUUCGGAGCGAAUUCACAAGCGGGACGAGUUGGUCCCGAUCAGUCCCCGCAAAGAAAAACACCAGCCAGGGGCGUUCAAAGAGCGCUACAAUCCGCCGGACACGUCGUUCCGCAAGUUUUACGAACGUGGCGACUUGCCGAUCCAGUCAAGCAUGUAA
This is a messenger RNA of Aphanomyces invadans, 222 nucleotides long. RefSeq lists its product as hypothetical. The transcript has a single exon. The record is from RefSeq and is a predicted model, not a curated record. The annotation marks the transcript as partial. Lineage: Eukaryota; Oomycota; Saprolegniomycetes; Saprolegniales; Verrucalvaceae.